This is a messenger RNA of Pogonomyrmex barbatus (red harvester ant), 1509 nucleotides long. RefSeq names its product 5'-deoxynucleotidase HDDC2. Gene Ontology annotation, cellular component: cytoplasm. NCBI's taxonomy places the organism in Eukaryota, Metazoa, Arthropoda, Insecta, Hymenoptera, Formicidae. Gene Ontology annotation, molecular function: 5'-deoxynucleotidase activity. The record is from RefSeq and is a predicted model, not a curated record.
UGCAUUGAUACAAUUCAUCGACUUAAAAUUUGUUGACGUAUCAUUAUUCUGUGUCUACGUUUACAAGCCAUUUUGCGAAUAACAUUUUAUAUAAAAAAAACUUAUUAUGACAUUAAUAUAACUGUGACGUUAAUCAUUCUAUUUGCAAUAUAAAAAAAUAUAACUGCUGAUUACUAGGUGCAAGCAAGUGCAACUGUUACUCGUUGCGAAGGUGAUAGUCACAAUCAAAACGAUUACGUGAGUCUCCAAUAAUCGCGAUGCAAGAUACAAAGAGACUACAAGAGUUUAUGGAGCUAGUUGGCCGAUUAAAGCAUAUGAAAAGGACAGGAUGGGUAAUACGGAAUAUACCUGAUUCCGAAACAAUUGCUGGACAUAUGUAUCGAAUGGCGAUGUUAUCUUUUCUAGUGGAUGGAAAAGAAAAUUUAGACAAAACUAAAAUAAUGCAAAUGACGUUAAUUCAUGAUCUCGCCGAAUGCAUUGUAGGAGAUAUAACACCUCACUGCGGCAUAUCGCCAGAUGAGAAACAUAGGAGGGAAGAUAAAGCUAUGGAGGAUAUUUGUAAGCUGCUGGGUGAUAAAGGACCUGAAAUACUACAAAUAUUUCGUGAAUAUGAAAAACAAGAAUCUCCGGAAGCACAGUAUGUAAAAGAUUUAGAUAGGCUAGACUUACUGAUGCAAGCAUACGAAUAUGAGAAAAGAGACAACAUUCCGGGAGAACUUGACGAAUUCUUCGUUGCGAUUAAUGGAAAGAUUAGACAUCCUUUCAUUAAUAAAAUCGCCAUUGACAUAACCGAAGAAAGAGAUAAGUUAUGUCGCAACGUGAAUGUUUCGAAAUAACAAAAGUUAUAAUUUAAGGAUAAUUGGGACAUUUGGACAAGGACAUUUGGAAGAAUAUUUUUCCAGAUAGCUCAAUUGAAAUUUUAAAUGUUAGAUUACCAUAUUGCGCACAUUAUGAGCUAUGAAAAACGCUAUACUAUAUGUUAUGCAUAAUUUUAAUACAUAAGGUUUUGAUAUAGAUAAUAUAUAAAAAUGCGGAUAUAAAGUUAUGUUAUUAUUUAAGUUAUUCGAACAUUCAUGCGUAGUAUUGGUCAUAAAUAAGAAAUUAAUAAUUUAUGUAUUUUAUAACUUUUUGACAUCACUCUAAAGUAAUAAUUAUUAUUUUCUUAUUUAAAAUAUUUAAAAUAGAAUGUAAAAUAUCUGUAUGAUAUAUUUACACAUCUUAAUUUUGUUUACCACGAUUAAUCUAUAAUUCAGUAAAGCGAUUACCAAAAAUUACAUUUUAGAUCUUGUAAAUUUUAUUAAAAAAAAAAAAAUAGUUUAGUAUUGGUAGGAUAGGAAAGCAUAUAGGUAGUCUGCAAGUAUUAGACUGUAUACUUUAACUAAUACCUCUAUGUAUAGUUUAAUUCAUAGAAAUUCAAAGAUAUGUGUAAAGUCACUAACUCUUAAAUCAAUCUACAAUAGGUGUGGUAACAAACUUUAUGUUCUAAGUUGAGUAAUUUCUGGCAAAAAA